UCGGUCGUCAACGAGAAGAAAUACCUGCACAGCGCGCAGGUCAUCCCGAGGCUCGCGAGCAAGUGGCACAAGCCGGAGUGGCACGCGCCUUGGAAGUUGUACCGCGUCAUAAGCGGCCACCAAGGCUGGGUGAGGAGCGUCACCGUGGACCCGUCGAACGAGUGGUUCGCCACCGGCAGCGCGGACCGAACGAUCAAGAUCUGGGACCUCGCGUCCGGGCAGCUGAAACUGACCUUGACCGGGCACAUCGAGCAAGUCACCGGCAUCGCGGUGAGCGACAGGCACCCGUACAUGUUCACGUGCGCGCUCGAUAAAAUGGUAAAGUGCUGGGACUUGGAGUACAACAAAGUGAUCAGGCACUACCACGGCCAUCUCUCCGGGGUGUACUCCCUCGCGUUACACCCCGAGCUCGACGUGUUGAUGACCGGCGGUCGAGACAGCGCGUGCCGGGUGUGGGACAUGCGGACGAAGCUGCAGGCGAUGUGCCUCACGGGGCACGACAGCACCGUCGCCGCGAUCGCGUCGCAACGAGAGGAGCCGCAGGUGAUCACUGGGUCGUACGACAGCACGGUGAAGCUGUGGGACCUGGCCGCGGGGAAGUGUCGGACGACGCUGACGUACCACAAGAAAGGCGUCAGGGCGCUCGCGUUGCACCCGAAAGAUUUCUCGCUCCUGAGCGCGAGCGCGGAUAACAUCAAGAAAUUCGCGCUUCCGCACGGGAAGUUCAUGCACAACAUGUUAUCGCAGCAGAAGACUAUCGUGAACUCGCUGAGCGCGAACGAGGACGACGUCGUCGUGAGUGGGGGUGAUAACGGGUCGGUGUGGUUUUGGGAUUACAAGAGCGGGCACAAUUUUCAACAAGCGCAGCCGAAGGUGCAGCCGGGUUCGAUGGAGUCCGAAGCCGGGAUCUUCGCCUCGGCGUUCGACCGCACGGGGACGCGUCUGAUCACCGUGGAGGCGGACAAGACGAUCAAGAUGUGGAAAGAGGACGAGGACGCGACGCCGGAGACGCACCCGAACUUGCCGUAUCACCCGCCGAGGGAAUUACGACGGUAUUAA
Molecule: messenger RNA, 1059 nt
Organism: Micromonas pusilla CCMP1545
Lineage: Eukaryota; Viridiplantae; Chlorophyta; Mamiellophyceae; Mamiellales; Mamiellaceae
Exons: 1
Biological process (GO): mRNA splicing, via spliceosome
Cellular component (GO): precatalytic spliceosome; Prp19 complex; catalytic step 2 spliceosome
Molecular function (GO): protein binding
Source: RefSeq, a predicted model, not a curated record